AUGGCUGUUUUGGUGUAUGUGUAUGACAUACUCUUAGCUAGUAGUGACAGUUCUAUUGUCCAGACCAUUAAAGAAUCUUUGAGUGUAUAUUUCAAAUUGAAGGAUUUAGGUCCUGUCAAAUAUUUCCUAGGAUUGGAAAUUGCUAGAUCAAAAAAGGGAAUUUCUAUUUGCCAAAGGAAGUAUGCACUAGAAUUAAUUUCUGAUGUUGGGUUGUUAGCUUCUAAGCCAGUUAGCUUUCCUAAGGACUCCCGUUGUAAACUUUCAAAAUCUGAUGGAGAGUUGAUUGAAGACACAACUACCUACAGAAGACUUAUAGGCAAGUUAUUAUAUUUUACUCAUACAAGGCCAGAUAUCACUUACUCAAUUCACCUUUUGAGUCAAUAUUUGGAAUCUCCUCAGGUUCCUCAUAUGCAAGUUGCUCUCAGAAUACUCAGAUAUGUAACGAUGGCACCAGGUCAAGGUAUUUUCCUUCCAGCUUUAUCUCAAGUUCAUUUAAAGGCUUUUGCUGAUUUGGAUUGGGCAAGCUGCCCUAAUAUAAGAAGAUCUAUAUCUGGCUAUUGUGUAUUUCUUGGUGAUUCAUUAAUCUCUUGGAAAUCAAAGAAACAAACCACUGUCUCAAGGUCAUCUGCAGAAGCUGAAUAUAGGUCUAUGGCCUAUGUAGUUUGUGAGUUAACAUGGUUAAAGACUCACUGA
Molecule: messenger RNA, 693 nt
Organism: Carya illinoinensis
Lineage: Eukaryota; Viridiplantae; Streptophyta; Magnoliopsida; Fagales; Juglandaceae
Exons: 1
Coding region: 1-693 (230 amino acids)
Source: RefSeq, a predicted model, not a curated record